Messenger RNA from Musca vetustissima, 432 nucleotides. Its product is annotated as general odorant-binding protein 56h-like. Gene Ontology annotation, molecular function: odorant binding. The record is from RefSeq and is a predicted model, not a curated record. NCBI's taxonomy places the organism in Eukaryota, Metazoa, Arthropoda, Insecta, Diptera, Muscidae. The coding region runs from base 1 to 432 and encodes 143 amino acids. The transcript has 2 exons.
AUGCGGUUUUACAAUAUUUGUAAUAUUUUAAUAUUGUUGGUGGCCUUUGCCGUUGGUUGGGUUAAGGCCGAUAAUGAUGAGGACUUUCAAAAAGUCAUAAAAACCUGUGAGGUAGAGGUCCCAGUUAACGAAGAGGACAUGCAGGCAUUUAUGAAAAGUAACAUGGACCCCAGCAAGGCGACAACGCCCAUUAAGUGCCAGGGUAAAUGUAUUUUGGAAAAACAAGGAUUUUUUGUAAAGGGUGUAUUCGAUGAUAAAGCUUUUUUGGAGAAGGCCCUCAACCAUCCUGCCUUAAAAGAUCGCCAUGCUGAAGUUACUAAGGCAGUGGAUAUGUGCAAGGAAAAGAAAGGCUCCGAUGAAUGUGAGACAGCUUUCAAUAUUGGCAUUUGCCUAAAGGAGAACAAAGAUUUCGUCUUUGGUCAACAACAAUAA